AAACAUUUCAAAAAAAUUUGCUUUGAAUUGAAUUUUAAUCCUUAUUUUACUAUCAUUUAUAUUUUUAUACAUAAUAAAUGAGACAGAUAGAUAAUAUGAAGCAUAAUUUAAAUAGGAGACAUGGACUUGUGUUAAGUUUUUAUAUUAAAAUGGCAGUGAAAAAAAAAAUCCAAAAAUGGAAUCAAAAUGGUUUUGAAGAAUGGGGUGGUUAUAUGGAAGCUAAGAAAGCAAAAUUGGAAGAACAAUUUAAUGAAGAAGCAAAAAAAGAGCAUAAGAAUGCAUCAAAUUUAUUUCAAGGAGUAGCUAUAUUUGUAAAUGGUUAUACGGAUCCAACAGCCGAUGAAUUAAGAGAGUUAAUGAUGGCAUAUGGGGGAAUAUACCAUCAUUACAUGCGACCUAAAAUUACUACUCAUAUAAUUGCAUCAAAUUUACCAUAUUCUAAAAUUGUAAUGUAUAGAAAAGCUCAAUGUCCAAUGCCUGUUUGUAAACCCGAAUGGAUAACGGAUAGUAUCAAAGCUGGGAAAGUUCUAAACUAUGAGAAUUAUUUGCUUCUUACUAAUUGUAUUGGUAGCCAGCCACAAUUAAAAUUUGAAAUAUGUGACAAAAAACAUAAUGUAAAUAAUGAUACGAAAGAAAAUGCUAAUACAAUACAAAGUACUGUCGAAUCUGCUGUAUUAAAUAUUGCUACUACUAGCGAGGACCUCAAUCAACAUAGUAAUAAUUCUUUGAAUCCUAUUAAAACAAAAGGAACAUUACUUUCAUCAAAAAAUACAGAAUUUAUAUCAGAAUUUUAUAACAACUCACGAUUACAUCACAUUGCUACAAUGGGAGCAACAUUUAAAGAUUACAUAAAUGAAUUAAGAGAUAAAAGCGAUGGAAAAUUUCCUGGUUUAGAACAAUUGAAAAAACUAAAAGAAUCUAAACAAAACUCUCAACAUUCCAAUGAUUCAUACUUAUCAGAAGACGAAAUGUUUUCUCCUCGAGAAAAUGACAAUGCAAUAAUAAAACAAGAACCUGUCAUAAUGCACAUAGACAUGGAUUGCUUCUUUGUUUCUGUAGGUCUUAGAAAUAGACCACAUUUAAGAGGAUUACCUGUAGCAGUGACGCAUGCUAAAGGUAAUAAAAGCACUAAUACUAAAUCAAAUAACGCGAAUAAUAAUGAUCAGGAUGAAGAAGAAUGUACUUCUUUUUCUGAAAUUGCAUCAUGUUCGUAUGAAGCAAGAAAUGCAGGUGUGAAGAAUGGAAUGUUUUUGGGUGAAGCAUUAAAAAUAUGUCCUAAGUUAUAUACAAUAAAAUAUGAUUUUGAAGAUUAUAAGGAAGUAUCAUAUAAUUUGUACAACAUAGUAUCAUCAUAUACGUUAGAUAUUGAAGCAGUAAGUUGUGAUGAAAUGUAUGUAAACUGUACUAAAAUACUUGAAGAAUCACACUUAAUGCCUAUGGAAUUUGCAACAAUCAUAAGAAGCGAGAUUAGUCGGACUACAGGUUGUCCAGUGUCAGCAGGAUUUGGAAGCAAUAAAUUAAGAGCAAGAUUGGCAACAAAAAAAGCUAAACCUGAUGGACAACUGUAUCUAGAAAAUAAUAAUAUUAUUUCAUACAUUGACACAUUUAAUGUACAGGAUUUGCCAGGAGUCGGAUAUACAACCACAAAAAAGUUACAUAAAAUGAAUAUAAAUACUUGUGCAGAGUUAAGAUUGGUAUCUUUAGGAACAUUACAGAAAGACUUUGGAAAAAAAAUGGGAGAAUUAUUGUACAAUACGUGUCGAGGUAUUGAUAAAACAAAGUUAAAUUUAGAACAUGUAAGGAAAUCCGUGUCGGCAGAAGUCAAUUAUGGCAUUAGAUUCGAAAAUAAUGGUGAAGCAGUAGAUUUUUUAAAAAAGUUAUGCAUAGAAGUACAUAGCAGAUUAAAGAAAGCUAAUGCAAAAGGUAGAUGUAUUACAUUAAAACUCAUGGUUAGAGCUAAAGAGGCACCUGUAGAAACAGUGAAGUUUAUGGGUCAUGGCCCUUGUGAUUAUAUAACAAAAUCAAAAAAUCUAAUGUCAGCCAUUGAUAAUCUUACCAUUAUUACAAAAGAAAUUAUUGGUAUAUGGAAUCAAUUACAUCAGACACCUAAAGAUAUGAGAGGAAUAGGUAUUCAAAUCUCCAGAUUAGAACUACAAAAAAAUAAGUCUAAUGAUAAUAAUUUGAUGAACUUUAUUAAUAAAACUAAACCACCUCAGAUGAGAAAUUUUUUUUUAAACGAAUGUAUAAAUGAUCAAAGUAACAAAAGAAAUUUCGAAAAUAAUGAAACAUUUUUUCAUAAUAAAGAAACAACGUCAACAACUACUAAUACUAACGAUUCUUUUUUCAAGCUUAAUAAUUCACGUUCGGUAAACAUGAAAAUAAAUGACAUAGAAACUUUGCCAAAUAAUAAUGAUACAAGAAAUUCAAAAACUGACCUAAUACAAAAUUCUUCUUCUACAUUUAAUCGCUCGAUAAUUGUAUUACCCUCUCAAGAUAUAAACGAGAGUGUGUUAAUUGAAUUGCCUGAAGAAAUAAGAUCUGAGAUACUCGAAGCUAAAUUGAAAAAACAAAACUCUUCGAAUAAUAAAUUCAAAUCGCAAAUUCAAACCAAUCAAGAAAAUAAUGUAAAUAUGAAAAUUAAUAAUCCAAAACCAAAUGAGAAAGAGGGAGAAAAUUCCAAAGUAGAAAAUACUUCAAAUAAUUUACAGUCUUCAGAGAUAGCUAAAAGAGAAUUGUCUAAUAAAAAUAUAGAAGAAAAUAACGUGCAACACUCUACUUGUCAAAAGAAGUUUUUAAACGGUACUUCCGAAGUUUACAUGUUAUCGCAAGAAAUAGAUGAAUCCACAUUAAAUGAAUUACCAGACAAUAUUAGAACUGAAAUAAUGAGUACAAUGCUAAACAAAAAGAACGAAACUAAUGAUAAGAAUAAAACAUUGAAAAAUGUACAAACACAUCAGGAACAAUUCUUCAAACAAAUUAAACCAAAUUCGGGAAAAAACACGAAAGCUGAAUUACCACCACUUCGAGAAUUAGAUAUGUCAGUCUUAUUGGAAUUACCUGAAGACAUACGAAAUGAUAUAUUUAAUCAAUAUAAAAGCAGUGAACAUCAAAAUACUAAUAGUUCCAGCAGCAGUGCAGGUGUAUCAAAUGAACAAAUAGAUCAUCAGAAAAAUACGAAAGAAUCGGUCAAGCGAAGCACGGCUAUAGAAAAUGUAUCAUUUUCGCAAGUAGAUCCUGAUUUUUUAGCAGCAUUACCAGCAGAUAUGCAACAUGAUGUGCAACAAUAUUGCAUUGCUAAGAAGAAAGAAGAUCAAAUAAAAAAUACGAAUAAUUUGUCUGAUAAAAAUACUGUUGUUAAUAAUCCCAAUAAACAAUGGAGUGUAUUACAAUAUGCGAAAAAUGCAAGACCACUUUCCAAAUCAAAAAAUAACGGUAAAUAUUCUAAAGUCCUUUCGAGUAAAAAUAAAACUAAGAAAGAUAUAAAAUCAAUGCCGAAAGUUAAAGAGCGCAGUAAUAGACACGAAAUAGAAACGGAUAAAAAGAGUGAUAAUGUAAAAAAUAGCAAAUUAGAUAAUAAAGAAGAUAAAAUAAUCAGCACAUUAAUAUCCGAUAUAAAUAAUACAAAUAAUGAGAAAGAUAUUGUAGAUGAAACCGAAACUAUAUUGGCAUAUAAUCGACUUAUUACAAAUAAUAAGGAAACUACGGAUACAUAUCAAAGGACAUUGAUCGAUAUCGUCAAUUCAUUUUUCAGUCUUUCGAUAGAACAAAUUAAAAUGCAGAUACAAACAUGGAUUGCUUCGAAAACUGAAAACGAAAUCGACUUUUUCUCGCUUGCAAUAUUUCUUAGCAUGCUUCCCAAGAAGAAACGCAUUGAAGAUUUAUAUAUUCUCUUGAAAACCAUGCACAGAUGUACGAAAAAAACUGGAAGUUGCAUUUGGCAUGGGAUAUAUAGGAAAACGGUGGAACACGUUCAAUGUUAUAUGCAGAUCGAAUACAACAGCGAUCUAAUGGUACCACCAAUUAGAUGCGAUUGUUUCAAAUAUAACAACGAUGUAAUAUAA
Vespula vulgaris is the source of this 4061-nucleotide messenger RNA. RefSeq names its product DNA repair protein Rev1 (gene Rev1). Gene Ontology annotation, cellular component: nucleus. Bases 78 to 4061 code for a protein of 1327 amino acids. The record is from RefSeq and is a predicted model, not a curated record. Gene Ontology annotation, biological process: error-free translesion synthesis; error-prone translesion synthesis. The transcript is spliced from 7 exons. Gene Ontology annotation, molecular function: damaged DNA binding; DNA-directed DNA polymerase activity; deoxycytidyl transferase activity. Lineage: Eukaryota; Metazoa; Arthropoda; Insecta; Hymenoptera; Vespidae.